ACGGAACUUGGUUGUAUCCUUCGUGCGAAAGAAGGAAACGCCUUCCUUCGGGCCUGAAGACCGUUUGAUCAACCACUGCACCGCUCUCAAAGCAUUCCAAACUCCGCCAUUCCCGCCUGCACAGCUCUGAAAGGGAGCACUGGACUAUCCAACGGUCUCUGGGGCGAAGGAAGGCAUAUCCUUCUUUGGCGCGAAGGACACAACCACGAUGAGCAGCGAACGCAUGCGGCUGGCAUUUGGACUUUUUGAAAUGAUCGGGUUUAAGAUAGAACGGUUCGUGAGAACAGCAGAAGCGUACAUUAGGGCGAGUGACCGGAGUACGACAACUUGAAGGGGUCACCGAGGGGAGUUAAGUUGUUGCUUACCUUUACUUUAGCUUAACCAGGUUCUGAAGAAGGGAAAUUGGGGCGAGGUUUCGAGAGAGAAGGGCAAGGAGGAGAUGGGGCGGGCACCGAGGCCAAUCGCGGAAGAUGAUUACGAGACCGAACAGCAAAAGCAAGCUGCUGCAGAUGUUCUUUUCCAUUAUUCACAGUUUGUUAUGGUGUGCAUUGGAGAAGGAGUUCGCCCAAGUGAUUUAAGAUUGCAUUUGAUGAAGGAAAUUUCAGGAAUGCCAACCUCGUUGAAGAAAGAACCUUUAUCAGCAGCAGCGUCUCCUGAUUCCACAGGCGAACCAUCAUCGUCAGGAACAAUGAAAGGAAACAAAAAUGAAGGCUCCUAAUAAUCUUGUUAUGAAAAAUAAGUUGUUGUCUCUUAUUCUGGUCGAGCAUAAAAACUAAACCUGAAUGAGGACAUCAUCCUCUUGAUUCUGUGAACCUCAAGGAUAAAAGUUAUUUUUUUCAGGAGGUAGACAAAAUGUAGCUCACUUAUAAUGACGUAAACAUUUCCUAAUGAAUGCCGUCUUGAGUGUAAUUAUAGUGCACAUAUAUAUAUGGAAUUCAGAUAUGUUAUCUUCUUUU
This is a messenger RNA of Elaeis guineensis (African oil palm), 956 nucleotides long. RefSeq lists its product as uncharacterized. Lineage: Eukaryota; Viridiplantae; Streptophyta; Magnoliopsida; Arecales; Arecaceae. The record is from RefSeq and is a predicted model, not a curated record.